AUGGGCUCCCGCGGGCUGGGACUCACGCUGGCGGGCUGCCUGCUGCUGGCCUUCGCCUGCCGUCUGGUGCUGGGCCGAGUGCCCCGUGGGCAGCAGGAGCGGCAGGAGCCGGAGGGGACCAGGGAGCCGCCGAUGGACCACGCUGAGAGGGAUGAAGAAGAGCAUGAAAAAUACGGUCCCAGGCAGGACGAGGAAGCCCCUGCUUCUCGGUGCCUCCGCUGCUGUGACCCUGGUACUCCCGUGUACCAGGCCAUCCCGGUGCCGCAGAUCAACAUCACCAUCCUGAAAGGUGAGAAGGGUGACCGGGGAGACCGGGGCCUGCAAGGCAAAUACGGCAAAACAGGGUCCGUGGGUGCCAGGGGCCACACGGGACCCAAAGGGCAGAAAGGGUCCAUGGGGGCCCCCGGGGACCGCUGCAAGAAUCACUACGCCGCCUUCUCCGUGGGCCGGAAGAAGCCCCUGCAUAGCAACGACUACUACCAGACGGUGAUCUUCGACACGGAGUUCGUGAACCUCUACAACCACUUCAACAUGUUCACGGGGAAAUUCUACUGCUACGUGCCCGGCAUCUACUUCUUCAGCCUCAACGUGCACACCUGGAACCAGAAGGAGACGUACCUGCACAUCAUGAAGAACGCGGAGGAGGUGGUGAUCCUGUACGCCCAGGUGAGCGACCGCAGCAUCAUGCAGAGUCAGAGCCUGAUGCUGGAGCUGCGGGACCAGGACGAGGUGUGGGUGCGCCUCUUCAAGGGCGAGCGGGAGAACGCCAUCUUCAGCGACGAGUUUGACACCUACAUCACCUUCAGCGGCUACCUGGUCAAGCCGGCCAACGAGCCCUAG
This is a messenger RNA of Rangifer tarandus platyrhynchus (Svalbard reindeer), 840 nucleotides long. The record is from the annotation of a GenBank genome assembly. NCBI's taxonomy places the organism in Eukaryota, Metazoa, Chordata, Mammalia, Artiodactyla, Cervidae.